AUGCAUCCUCUCACUAUUACUGUUUAUGACCGUAAUGUAAGGCACAUGCUAAGUGAUGAUAAUCAAUCGAGCAGUCAUCAUACACCAGACGGUAAUUCUCAUGCUAUGUUCCCUACAAAUAUUAAAUACGUCUUUGAAGAUGAUGAUACCAGUUUAGCACCAACAGAAUCUGAAAAUGAUGAUGGUAUUGAAAAUAUGAUCAUUGUUAAUUUGGAAGAGUCAGGAACUCUAAGCGGUGUAGAAUUGAUUAGUGAUCAAUUCGAGAUGUUAUCGUAUAAGGGGGUGACCAGUGGUAAUGAUCCAAUGGUAGACGAUGUGGAACUGGAAGUGGUUUCUCAAUUUACCGAUUUAUCGAAUUUAGUUCAUGAUCUACCGCUAGAUGAACUGAUUAGACUUUACGUUAUACAGAAUGAACAAAUGCAAACGAUUUCAAAUUCCAUGUGA
Zygosaccharomyces rouxii is the source of this 444-nucleotide messenger RNA. RefSeq names its product Atg31p (gene ATG31). Gene Ontology annotation, cellular component: phagophore assembly site. The transcript has a single exon. The coding region runs from base 1 to 444 and encodes 147 amino acids. NCBI's taxonomy places the organism in Eukaryota, Fungi, Ascomycota, Saccharomycetes, Saccharomycetales, Saccharomycetaceae. The record is from RefSeq and is a predicted model, not a curated record. Gene Ontology annotation, biological process: autophagy.